Myotis davidii is the source of this 3010-nucleotide messenger RNA. It is a transcript of the gene ZCCHC8, whose product is annotated as zinc finger, CCHC domain containing 8. Gene Ontology annotation, cellular component: catalytic step 2 spliceosome. The record is from RefSeq and is a predicted model, not a curated record. NCBI's taxonomy places the organism in Eukaryota, Metazoa, Chordata, Mammalia, Chiroptera, Vespertilionidae. The transcript is spliced from 13 exons. Gene Ontology annotation, molecular function: zinc ion binding; RNA binding. Bases 411 to 2399 code for a protein of 662 amino acids.
UCCAUAGUUGUUUGGCAUGCACACCAGAAUGUGUUCCGACUUUUCAGCCUUAGAUGCAUAACGAGGACAACCCAUAUUGUUUCAACACAUUCUGAUUUACUCUAGCUUUGUUAGCGUUUAAUAAGGAACAAUCCCAGUAUGCAAUGCAAACAAUGAGUUAACAGUCAGUUAGAAACUACAUGUCCCAGCAUGCCAUGCUCUCCAGCAACCUCGGAAGUGGGUAUGAGGGACGCCAUUGCAUUUUGGUAGUUGCAGUCUCUCGGGACUGGCCCGCCCCUUGUGCCGCUUCCGGGGCCUACGUUUAAAGAAAACCCUACUGGGUGGCUUAGCGCCCUCGAGAGAGGUGCCGCCCUACGACCUUUGACCCCGGCCGGGGUGUCCAGCUUCUCGAAUCUCUCCCACAGCCCAAAAUGGCGGCAGAGGUGGAUUUUGGGGAUUUGGAGCUGUUCGAGGCGUUUGACCACCCAGAGGAGUCGCUCCCAAAGCCCGUUCACACGCGCUUCAAGGACGGCGACGGCGACGAGGAGGACGAGAACGGGGUUGGCGACGCGGGGCCGCGGGAGCGGCUCCGGCAGAGCGAGGAAACGAUCGAGCGGCUCCGCGCCGAGAAUCAAGAACUUAAAAGAAAAUUGAACAUUCUGACUCGACCAAGUGGAAUAUUGGUGAACAACACUAAGUUAGAUGGACCUUUGUUACAGAUUCUAUUUAUGAACAAUGUUAUUUCAAAGCAAUAUCAUCAAGAAAUAGAGGAGUUUGUGUCAAAUUUAGUAAAAAGAUUUGAGGAUCAGCAGAAAAAUGAUGUGGAAAAGACUUCCUUUAAUCUUUUGCCCCAGCCAUCCAGUGUUAUGCUAGAAGAGGACCAUAAAGUAGAAGAAUCCUGUACCAUUGAAAACAACAAGGAAGCUUUUAGUGUUGUAGGAAGUGUCCUGUAUUUUACUAAUUUUUGCCUUGAUAAAUUGGGGCAACCGCUACUAAAUGAAAACCCUCAGCUUACCGAAGGAUGGGAAAUACCCAAGUACCAGCAAGUCUUCAGCCACAUUGUUUCUCUAGAAGGGCAAGAAAUACAAGUAAAGGCCAAAAGGCCAAGGCCUCACUGUUUCAACUGUGGUUCCGAAGAACAUCAAAUGAAAGAUUGCUCAAUGCCUCGGAAUGCUGCUCGAAUAAGCGAAAAGAGAAAAGAGUACUUGGAUGCCUGUGGUGAAGCAAACAAUCAGAACUUCCAACAGCGGUACCAUGCGGACGAAGUCGAAGAAAGGUUUGGAAGAUUCAAGCCAGGCGUUAUUAGGUCUGUAAUAGAUGCUGCUGAUGGGGAAACAGAAUCUGGAGAAAUACAACACAAUCAAAAUGUCACUUAUGAUCUCUCGAAAUUGGUAAACUAUCCAGGUUUUAAUAUAUCUACUCCCAAAGGAAUUCCAGAUGAAUGGAGGAUGUUUGGUUCUAUACCAAUGCAGGCCUAUCAGCAGAAGGACGUGUUUGCCAGUUACCUUACUUCAAACUUCCAAGCGCCGAGCGUGAGGUCUGCCUCCAAGAGGUCUUCGUCUCGGUCCAGCCCUUGUAGUCCGAAGAAGCAGAAGGGGAGCAGCUCGGCUUCCCCCGCGGACAUGGAGCUCGACUCGGAUGCGGAGGCCCUGCAUGUAUCUUCGAGUGGGAAUGCUACUCGGUUUCAGCCACCAUUGCCCCCUGACACUCCUCCACUACCACGGGGAACUUCGCCCACUUUCAUUCCUCCGCUUCCCAAGGGCACCCCACCACUGACUCCCAGUGACUCACCACAGACCAGGACAGCACCUGCGCCUAUGGAGGAGGACACACUGACUCUGGAAGAACUCGAAGAGCAGCAGCGGCGGAUAUGGGCAGCCCUGGAGCAGGCUGAGAGCGUUAACAGCGAUUCUGACAUUGCUGUUGACACACCUUUAACUGGAAAUUCGGUUGCCUCUUCCCCUUGUCCAAACGAGCUAGAGCUGCCUGUCCCAGAGGGAAAACCAUCUGAAAAGCAGGUGCCAGAGGAGCCUGAGCCCAAGGAACAGGACACUUGUGCAAAGAAAUCAGAAGUUGAACAUCCAGAGAGUCCAGAGUCCGACGCGACAAUGCUUUGUCGGCAGGACAAGGAGGAGUCUGCCGAGGGAGGCUCUGAAGGUGCGCCUCUCGAUGACGGCAGUGUGGUAUCGAACUGUGACAUCAGGAACGGAGGCAGCCAGAAGCUCCUGCCCCUGGACCCCAGUCCUUCCACAGCCACUAAAACUCACAGUCCUAUCCCUGAUAUGAGCAAGUUCGCAACUGGAAUAAUGCCAUUCGAAUUUGAGAAUAUGGCAGAAUCGACUGGAAUGUACCUCAGGAUAAGAAACUUGUUAAAGAACUCACCCCGAAACCAGCAGAAAAACAAGAAGACUUCUGAGUAACUGCUUGACACAGCACCAAGACCUAGUUCAUGAUCUACAACUUUGUGUCCUGGUCACAAUACUAAGUGGACAGAUGAACCGUCUUCCUGUUUGUCCCUCCCAUGUUUAAAAAUCUGUCAGAGGCUUAUUUGUGGCUUAAAGUCAGGCCUGUUUUAAUGAAUGGAAAGAUCGGGCUCGCUGGCUUACCGUAUUUUAUUCUCACUACUAAGAACGUGGGGGAAUGUAAGUAUAGAGGUUUAGAGGUAGUUUGCUUAUACUAUUUUUGGGUUGUGAGUGUCCGUGCAGAGUGAUGGUUUUUAGCGUCUUUUGUACAUUGUUUUCCCUUUCUACAUUUUGCUAAUUAUCUUGUAUAUAAGUUUAGUAGAUCACUUUUUUAAAGAAAAAAUUCUAACCAUUUUAAAUUCACAUUUCAACUUCGACAACCAAAUGAGAAAAAUCAGGGAUGAGCAGCUUUAUCCCACUUGGGGUAUUUUUGUAAGUGAUUUACAUACAUCAAUUUUAAUGACCCUUUUAUUUUUUUAUAACUUCAUUCUUCAUAUAAGCUUGCGACACAGGUAUGAUCGAUCGUCUUUGUGUACAAAGGUUUAAUAAAUUAGUUUUCAAAUACAUAA